Labeo rohita (rohu) is the source of this 2560-nucleotide messenger RNA. It is a transcript of the gene dph7, whose product is annotated as diphthamide biosynthesis 7. The record is from RefSeq and is a predicted model, not a curated record. The transcript is spliced from 9 exons. Bases 252 to 1604 code for a protein of 450 amino acids. Gene Ontology annotation, molecular function: protein binding. Lineage: Eukaryota; Metazoa; Chordata; Actinopteri; Cypriniformes; Cyprinidae.
AAAGUCGAACUUCCACGAAAAUGUUUAUGACCUGGAAACUAGUAUGUGACGAUUUGAAGUUAUAAUAAAUACUAUUAAUUUCAAACAAAAAUCUAAAAUUAAAUUAAAAAUAUAUAUAUUUAAUGACAGCUGGUCUAGCGUGCUGCAAGCAGGCGUCACAGACUGACAGUAAGUUACACGUACAGUCAUUUCUUGGUCAGUUACUGCAAUUAUCCAUUCUGUAUUGCUUCAUAUUAUGCCGAGCCGCUUAAAUGGGUUGGCAGUCUCGAACCCGAACCCUGCAAGUGUUUGACACGGAGUUAAGCGCUGAUACUGUGGAGUGGUGCCCAUUACCACAGUGGUCUCAUGUUCUGGCAUGUGGGACUUACCAACUUCAAAAAGGCGAUGAUAAGAAGACCGCAGAAGACUCUACUGCCCCGAGCAGAAUCGGUCGACUUUAUCUGUUUGACUGUAAUCCGCAACCAUCGUUCAUCCCUCCACUGACUGAGACUCAGCGGAUAGACACUCCUGCUAUACUCGACCUCAAAUGGUGUCACGUGCCGAUAUCAGAGCGCCCAUUGUUGGGUAUGGCCACUGCAAGUGGAGAAAUCCAAUUGUACAAGCUUAUGGAAACUCAGCAGGGCACGUGUGGUCUGGAGUAUGAAUUGAGCACAGAGUUGGGUCCUGACAGACUGGCCUUGUCUUUAGACUGGUCCACAGGUAGAGGUGAGAGCAGUGAUGUGCGUGUGGUGUCCAGUGACUCGAGCGGCUCUAUCACAGCGCUGUCUCUGGGGGAAGCCAGUUUAACCGCUGUGUGUCAGUGGAAAGCUCAUGACUUUGAAGCCUGGAUUUCAGCAUUCAGUUACUGGGAUACACAAAUAGUUUAUUCAGGUGGUGAUGACUGCAAACUAAAGGGCUGGGAUCUGAGAAUGGGCCCUUCUUCCCCUACUUUCACCAGCAAAAGACACACUAUGGGAGUAUGCAGCAUACACAGUAACCCCCAUCGAGAGCACAUACUAGCCACAGGAAGCUAUGAUGAGAACGUGUUGCUCUGGGACGGGAGGAACAUGAAGCAGCCCUUGAGUGAGACCGCAGUGGGUGGAGGUGUGUGGAGACUCAAGUGGCACCCUAAUCAAGAGCACCUGCUGCUAGCUGCAUGUAUGCAUAAUGAUUUCCAUAUUCUCCACUGCCAGAAAGCCAUGGAGGGACAAGAUGCACCAUGCCCAGUUCUGGCCUCAUAUAUUCUACACAACUCUUUAGCAUAUGGAGCAGACUGGUCUAGACUACCCCUAAGCAGCUUCUCACCCCCGUCUCCUCAAGAGUCUCCUCAAACCAGCAUUGGGCUCACAGAGUCUGGAGGCCAUCUCAGGAUCCAUUAUGAAUCACCCACUGCUAGCUUUGACACCUCUCUGGAGGAUGACUCAGGGCGGUACAUACCUGACCAGAGUCCUUUACCAGAAAAAAGUUCAAUUCCAGACCCCUUCACCAGCCCUGCUAGAGACUCCCAGUCUCUGUCCUGCCUGAUGGCUACCUGCUCCUUCUACGACCACAUGAUGCAUGUGUGGAGAUGGGACUGGAGCCCAGAGGAAAAACAGAAGCCAUCUGAACCCGCCCCCUCUUCCUGAACACCUUUUGAGGUUAUUUGGACCUAAACGUUUCAAUGCAUUGUGUUGCUGUAACAUCUGCAGUAUUGCUUAGUAUUCAGUAUAUGCAAUUUCGAGUGUCAUUUUUUGAUUAUAUAUUGUAGUUAGAAAAUGUAAAGGACCUUUUCUAGUUUUACAAUGAGAACCACACAAAGACCUUUUAUAACAAAUAAACCGUAACCCUUUUAUAACAAAUAACCGUAUUUCAGCCAAUAAAUGCAAGCAUCUAAAAUUGUUUUUCCAAGGUAGAGGUUUUCAGUUUUUUUUUUUUAAAUACGCCCAAAUAUAAUUAUCCUAGUGCAAGGGAACCCAAUCCUAAAAUGUAAAAAUCAUCUAUAUAGUUUCAACUUAAAUUAUGAAAAAAUAUUAUUAUUUUUAUAUGUUUAAAAUAUUAUUUGUGACCCUGGGCCACAAAACCAGUCAUAAGUAGCACGGGUAUAUUUGUAGCAAUAGCCAACAAUACACUGUAUUGGUCAUCGAUUUUUCUUUUAUGCCACAUAUUAUUAAGCAAAGAUCAUAUUCUAUGAAGAUAUUUUAUAAAUUUCCUACCAUAAAUAUAUUAAAUCUUAAUUUUUGAUUAGUAAUAUGCAAUGCUAUAAAAACUUCCUUUGGACAACUUUAAAGGUGAUUUUCUCAAUAUUUUGAGUUUUUUGCACCCUCAGAUUCCAGAUUUUCAAAUAGUUGUAUUUCAGCCAUAUAUUGUAUUAUCAUAACAAACCAUACAUCAAUGGAAAGCUUAUUAUUUUCAGCUUUCAGAAUUUCAAUUUUAAAACAUUUACCCUUAUGACUGGUUUUGUGGUCCAGGGUCACAUUUGGAAAUAUUAAUUUUUCACAGUAUAUAUUCUAUUAUUUAUUUAAAUCUUAUUUUUACAUGAAAACCCCUGUUUUAUGUAACUGUUCACUGGCAAUAUAUUAGUUUUGCUACAGGUUCGACACUU